UUCCUCAUGUUCCCUCCUCUUCCUCAUCCUCCUCUUCCUCAUGUUCCCUCCUCUUCCUCUUCCUCCUCCUCCUCCGGUUCGGAAACGGGAUGUGAUGUAAAAACACAGAAACUUUUUUUGUCUUCGGAUCUGAUCGGAUUUUCUGGAUCCGGACGGAUUGUUCCGAAACAAGCCGAAUCUGCUCAGAUCAGGAGUUUUUCGGAAAGUCGCCGGGAGUUGAAGAGACGGAUCGACUCCCCCACCAUGACCCAGUGAGGGAACCCGAACCGAGCCGAACCGAACCGAGCCGGGGAGAAGCUGUGAAGCUGCUGCGUUGGACCCGGAGAGAAACAGCGGAAAACAGAGAUGUAGCGCGCCUGCUGGUGUGACCGUUGGACCAUCAUGCACCUCUUCCUGCUGCUGAUCCUUCAGCUUCCAGCAGCCAGUGGACAGAUCGAUCCAGAACAUUGUCGCUAUGCGUUGGGCAUGGAGGACGGACGGAUCCCCGACGAGGACCUGACGGCGUCCAGCCGGUGGUACGAGACCACCGGGCCGCAGUACGCCAGGCUGAACUCUGAGGACGGAGACGGCGCCUGGUGUCCUGAAGGACAGCUGGAGCCUUCAGACUCCCAGUACCUGCAGAUCGACCUGCGCAGACUCACCUUCCUGACGCUGUUCGGGACUCAGGGCCGGUACGCCAGAGGUCUGGGGAAGGAGUUCGCCGCGGCGUACCGCCUGAACUACAGCCGAGACGGACAGCUGUGGAAGUCCUGGAAGAACCGGCAGGGAAAGGCGGUCCUGGAAGGAAACAAAAACACUUACGGCAUUUUCUCCAACGACCUGAAGCCUCCGAUCAUCGCGCGCUACGUCCGCGUCAUCCCCGUCACCAGGCUGUCCACCACCGUGUGCAUGAGGGUGGAGCUGUACGGCUGUCCCUGGGAGGACGGGCUGCUCUCCUACAGCGCUCCGGAGGGUCAGCUCAUGAUGUCGCCCGGUAACCCGUCAGUAAUCAGCCUCAACGACUCCACGUACGACGGCGUCCACGAGAAAAGGAAGCUGUUCGGAGGCCUGGGUCAGCUGACGGACGGCGUGACGGGCCGCGACGACUUCCUGGCCAUCCGCCAGUACAACGUGUGGCAGGGAUACGACUACCUGGGCUGGAGGAACGACACGCCGGGGACUCAGGGAUACGUGGAGAUGGAGUUUGUGUUCGACAGGCUGAGGAACUUCACCUCCAUGAAGGUUCACAGUAACAACAUGUACACUCGCGGCGUGAAGAUCUUCUCCUCCGUGUCCUGCUGGUUCAAGCCGUCGCUCGGCUGGGAUCCGGAUCCCGUUUCCUUCGCCACCAUUCUGGACGACAGGAACCCGAGCGCCCGUUACGUCACGGUGCCGCUGAGCCGCCGCGCCGCCAGGUCGCUCCGCUGCCGCUUCUACUACGCUGACGUCUGGAUGAUGUUCAGUGAGAUCUCAUUUCAGUCAGAAGAUAUCAUACUGCCAACACAGCAGCCACCGAUCGGGACAUCUGUUCCAGGAGGCCAUAGGGUCAUCACCAUGACAACCGCACCAAAGACCGAUAACACAGCAGCCGCUCCGUCCGCCAGCAGCAGCUCAGACCAAGGAAACACGCCCGUUCUGAUUGGCUGCCUGGUGACCAUCAUCCUCCUGCUGGUCAUCAUCAUCUUCCUCAUCCUCUGGUGCCAGUGUGUCUGCAAGGUGCUGGAGAAGGCGCCUCGUCAGAUCCUGGAUGAGGAGGUGACGGUCCGCCUGUCGUCCUGCAGCGACACCAUAAUCCUGCAGACGCCGCCGGUGCCGCCGCGGUCCCGGCAUCCUCCUGCAGGUCCCACCAACACUGACCCCCACUAUGAGAGGGUCUUCCUGCUGGACCCCCAGUACCAGAACCCGGCCGUCCUGAGGAACAAGCUGCCGGAGCUGUCGCAGAGCGCCGAGGCUUCAGCCUGCGGCGGCGGCUACGCCGAGCCGGACGUCACCCAGUGCACGCCUCACCAGUCCUUCAACAGCAACGCGCCGCACUACGCCGAGACGGACAUCGUGCGGCUGCAGGGCGUCACCGGCAGCAACAUGUACGCCGUCCCCGCCCUGACCGUCGACUCCCUCACCAGGAAGGACAUCUCGGCCGCAGAGUUCCCGCGCCACCAGCUCAUCUUCAGGGAGAAGCUGGGAGAGGGCCAGUUCGGAGAGGUCCACCUCUGUGAGGCCGAGGGACUCCCAGAAUUCCUUGGGGAAGGCUCGCCGCUUCCCGACAGAGACGGACGCUCGGUCCUGGUGGCGGUGAAGCAGCUGAGGGCCGACGCCACGAGUCAGGCCAGGAACGACUUCCUGAAGGAAAUCAAGAUCAUGUCCCGGCUGGACGACCCGAACAUCAUCCGGCUGCUUGUGUGUGUGUCGUCCGACCCGCUGUGCAUGGUGACCGAGUACAUGGAGAACGGAGACCUGAACAUGUUCCUGUGUCAGCGCGAGAUCGAGAGCACGCUGACGCACGCCAACAACAUUCCCUCCGUCAGCCUGUCGGACCUCCUCCACAUGGCCGUCCAGAUCUCCUCUGGGAUGAAGUACCUGGCGUCUCUGAACUUCGUCCAUCGUGAUCUGGCCACCAGGAACUGCCUGCUGGACCGCCGCCUCACCAUCAAGAUCGCCGACUUCGGGAUGAGCAGGAACCUGUACAGCAGCGACUACUACCGGAUCCAGGGCCGGGCCGUGCUGCCCAUCCGCUGGAUGGCCUGGGAGAGCAUCCUGCUGGGGAAGUUCACCACGGCGAGCGACGUGUGGGCCUUCGGCGUGACGCUGUGGGAAAUCUUCACUCUGUGUAAGGAGCAGCCGUACAGCCUGCUGUCCGACGAACAGGUCAUCGAGAACUCGGGCGAGUUCUUCCGGAACCAGGGCCGACAGAUCUUCCUGUACGCCCCGCCUCUCUGCCCGCCGUCUCUCUUUGAGCUGAUGAUGCGCUGCUGGAGCCGCAACAUCACGGACCGACCCACGUUCGAGGGACUUUACCAAGCCCUGAGGCCCCACGUCAACCAGUGAUCCACCGGGCCCCGCCGGGUCCAGCUGGGCCCCGCCGGGUCCAGCUGGGCCCGCUGGGACUCCUGCAUGGUGAACAUGAACAUGCUGGACCAGAACUGCCCGGCUGCAGCAGCGUCCCGGCGGCUGCAGCAGCGUCCCGGCUGCUGAGGUCCGAUCUGAGAGGAGGGAGAACCUCGUCGUCCCUUUAGGAACCAGAUGAACUUUUAUGGUCUUUCUGUGCCAGAUGUCCUGAAACCUGAUUUCCUUCCUGUCUUUGGUUCCGUUGGACCCGGAAGCCUUCGGCCUCUGCUGGUUCUGUCUGCCUGGUUCUGGUCGUUGUAAAGCACUGUGUCUGUCUCAGUUAUUCGUGUUCGUAGAUAAUAACCACACUGGAGCUAAAGUCAAAGUGUAGCGUCGACUUCUUGUUGUUUUAUUGUUUUCAUGUUUUGACUUUUGUUUGUCGUUUACACAGAAGAGAGUCGAGUUCAAACUUCAAACUUCCCAGAAAAAUGUUUUUGUUUCUCUGCAGAAAAUGAAACUCAUGAUGUUUAUUACAUUUCAAAGCUUUAUUUCUUGUCACUUUGACUUGGAGAAAAUAAAAGCCAACAUUUUUAUCAUA
This is a messenger RNA of Poeciliopsis prolifica (blackstripe livebearer), 3622 nucleotides long. RefSeq names its product discoidin domain receptor family, member 2, like (gene ddr2l). Gene Ontology annotation, cellular component: signaling receptor complex; membrane. NCBI's taxonomy places the organism in Eukaryota, Metazoa, Chordata, Actinopteri, Cyprinodontiformes, Poeciliidae. Gene Ontology annotation, molecular function: protein tyrosine kinase collagen receptor activity; ATP binding; collagen binding. Gene Ontology annotation, biological process: protein phosphorylation; multicellular organism development; positive regulation of kinase activity. The record is from RefSeq and is a predicted model, not a curated record.